This is a messenger RNA of Piliocolobus tephrosceles (Ugandan red Colobus), 5224 nucleotides long. It is a transcript of the gene PTGS1, whose product is annotated as prostaglandin-endoperoxide synthase 1. Gene Ontology annotation, biological process: response to oxidative stress; cyclooxygenase pathway. Gene Ontology annotation, cellular component: cytoplasm; neuron projection. Gene Ontology annotation, molecular function: prostaglandin-endoperoxide synthase activity; peroxidase activity; heme binding. The transcript is spliced from 12 exons. Bases 344 to 2068 code for a protein of 574 amino acids. Lineage: Eukaryota; Metazoa; Chordata; Mammalia; Primates; Cercopithecidae. The record is from RefSeq and is a predicted model, not a curated record.
CGCACAGGAGCCUGCACUCUGCGUCCCGCACCCCAGCAGCCGCGCCAUGAGCCGGAGUCUCUUGCUCCGGUUCUUGCUGCUCCUGCUACUGCUGCCGCAGCUCCCGGUCCUGCUCGCGGACCCGGGGGCGCCCACGCCAGGGGCCUCUUUGGGAGGAAGCCGCAGGCACCAAGGGAAAUGAGUUCCCUUUCUCCAGCCGCUAACCGUCUGGGAACCCAUCCUGAUUCCCAUUGCCAGUGGAGAAGGUCUCCCCUGGUGAAGACUUCGGGAGAACAGGGGAGAUGGAAAUACAUUUAGGAGCUGCGAUGUGUCCUCUGGGGUUUAAGAGAUCCCCGUUGAGCAGAUGAGGAAACUGAGGCUCAUGAAUCCCUGUUGUUACUAUCCAUGCCAGCACCAGGGCAUCUGUGUCCGCUUUGGCCUUGACCGCUACCAGUGUGACUGCACCCGCACGGGCUAUUCCGGCCCCAACUGCACCAUCCCUGGCCUGUGGACCUGGCUCCGGAAUUCAUUGCGGCCCAGCCCCUCUUUCACCCACUUCCUGCUCACACACGGGCGCUGGUUCUGGGAGUUUGUCAAUGCCACCUUCAUCCGAGAGAUGCUCAUGCGCCUGGUACUCACAGUGCGCUCCAACCUUAUCCCCAGUCCCCCCACCUACAACUCAGCACAUGACUACAUCAGCUGGGAGUCUUUCUCCAACGUGAGCUAUUACACUCGUAUUCUGCCCUCUGUGCCUAAAGACUGCCCCACGCCCAUGGGAACCAAAGGGAAGAAGCAGUUGCCAGAUGCCCAGCUCCUGGCCCGCCGCUUCCUGCUCAGGAGGAAGUUCAUACCUGACCCCCAAGGCACGAACCUCAUGUUUGCCUUCUUUGCACAACACUUCACCCACCAGUUCUUCAAAACUUCUGGCAAGAUGGGUCCUGGCUUCACCAAGGCCUUGGGCCAUGGGGUAGACCUCGGUCAUAUUUAUGGAGACAAUCUGGAGCGUCAGUAUCAACUGCGGCUCUUUAAGGAUGGGAAACUCAAGUACCAGGUGCUGGACGGAGAAAUGUACCCGCCCUCGGUAGAAGAGGCGCCUGUGUUGAUGCACUACCCCCGAGGCAUCCCGCCCCAGAGCCAGAUGGCCGUGGGCCAGGAGGUGUUUGGGCUGCUUCCCGGGCUCAUGCUGUAUGCCACGCUCUGGCUACGUGAGCACAAUCGUGUGUGUGACCUGCUGAAGGCUGAGCACCCCACCUGGGGUGAUGAGCAGCUUUUCCAGACGACCCGCCUCAUCCUCAUAGGGGAGACCAUCAGGAUUGUCAUCGAGGAGUACGUGCAGCAGCUGAGUGGCUACUUCCUGCAGCUAAAGUUUGACCCAGAGUUGCUGUUUGGUGUCCAGUUCCAGUACCGCAAUCGCAUUGCCAUGGAGUUCAACCAUCUCUACCACUGGCACCCCCUCAUGCCUGACUCCUUCAAGGUGGGCUCCCAGGAGUACAGCUACGAGCAGUUCUUGUUCAACACCUCCAUGUUGGUGGACUAUGGGGUCGAGGCCCUGGUGGAUGCCUUCUCUCGCCAGAGUGCUGGCCGGAUUGGUGGGGGCAGGAACAUGGACCACCACGUCCUGCACGUGGCUGUGGAUGUCAUCAGGGAGUCUCGGGAGAUGCGGCUGCAACCCUUCAAUGAGUACCGCAAGAGGUUUCGCAUGAAGCCCUACACCUCCUUCCAGGAGCUCGUAGGAGAGAAGGAGAUGGCAGCGGAGUUGGAGGAGCUGUAUGGAGACAUUGACGCGUUGGAGUUCUACCCUGGGCUGCUUCUUGAAAAGUGCCAUCCAAACUCUAUCUUUGGGGAGAGUAUGAUAGAGAUUGGGGCUCCCUUUUCCCUCAAGGGUCUCCUAGGGAAUCCCAUCUGUUCUCCGGAGUACUGGAAGCCGAGCACAUUUGGCGGUGAGAUGGGCUUUAACAUCGUCAAGACGGCCACACUGAAGAAGCUGGUCUGCCUCAACACCAAGACCUGUCCCUACGUUUCCUUCCGUGUGCCGGAUGCCAGUCAGGAUGAUGGGCCUGCUGUGGAGCGACCAUCCACAGAGCUCUGAGGGGCAGGAAAGCAGCAUUCUGGAGGGGAGAGCUUUGUGCUUGUCAUUCCAGAGUGCUGAGGCCAGGGCUGAUGGUCUUAAAUGCUCAUUUUUUUCUGGUUUGGCAUGGUGAGUGUUGGGGCUGACAUUUAGAACUUCGAGUCUCACUCAUUAUCUGGAAUAUUGUGACUCUGUUUGUUUUUCCAGAAUGCUGAAUUCCUUGUUAGCCCAUCAGAUUGUUAGGAGUAGGUCUCAUUUGGUCUGCCAGAAUACUGGGUUCUUAGUUGACAACCUAGAAUGUCAGAUUUCUGGUUGAUUUGUAACACAGGCAUUCUAGAAUGUGGAGCUACUGAUGAAAUCUGCUAGAAAGUUAAGGGGUUCUUAUUUUGCAUUCCAGAAUCUUGACUUUCUGAUUGGUGAUUCAAAGUGUUGUGUUCCUGGCUGACGAUCCAGAACAGUGGCUCGUAUCCCAAAUCUGUCAGCAUCUGAGUUUCUAGAAUGUGGAUUUGAUUCAUUUUCCUGUUCAGUGAGAUAUCAUAGAGUGGAAGAUCCUAAGGUCCAACAAGAAUGCAUUCCCUGAAUCUGUGUCUGCACUGAGGGGGCAAGGAGGUGGGGUGUUCUUCUUGGGACCCCCACUAAGACCCUGGUCUGAGGAUGUAGAAAGAACAGGUGGGCUUUAUUCAUGUCUUUGGUUGGAAGCUACCAGGGCUCUAUCCCCAUCCAGGUCUUGACUCAUGGCAGCUGUUUCUCAUGAAGCUAAUAAAAAUUGCUUUCUAAAGUUGCCUGUUAUAUCUCUUUUGGUCCCACCCCCCAAAGCAGAGGCAACAGAGUGUGGCUAGCCUUUCUCUUAGCCACAGCUGGGCAUGCUAGAGGUUGCAGCAUGAGAUUUUCUGCUGGGAUCCUUGGGCCCAUCACUGUGUACACAUGUUACCACUGGAGCUUUCUUUUUCCCUGCAGGCCAGGCACUGCCCUUUUCAGGAUGCUCUCCUAAAAUAUCCAUUGCCCCAGCCCCGGGAGAUAUAACUUCCAGUUCUCAUCAUCUGAUUAAAACAACUUCCUCCCUUACAGAGCAAACAACAGAGGGGCACCCGGGGAGGAGAGCACAUACUGUGUGCCAAUUUCACACUUUCAAUUCUCAUUUGUUCUCACACCAACAGUGUGAAGUGCGUGGUAUAAUCUGCAUUUCAAAACCAAGGAAGCAGCCUCAGAGUCGUUGUAUGACACGCCAAACGCAGGCUGAGUCCAGAGCUUGUGCUUCUCUUGAUUCCUGGUUUGACUCAGUUCCAGGCCUGAUCUUGCCUGUCUGGCUCAGGGUCAAAGACAGAAUGGUGGAGUGUAGCCUCCACCUGAUAUUCAGGCUACUCAUUCAGUUCCAAAUAUGUAUUUUCCUAAGUGCUUACUAUGUGCCAGUUCCUGUAACAGGUGUGGGGACACAGCAGUAAGUAAUCAAUACAGACAAGGCUCUGCCCUUAUGGAGCUCACACUCCAGUGGCAGAGAAACAGACCAUAAAUAAGGAAACAAUGAAAUGAGAGAUAUAUAUAUACAAGGUAAGUGUGACUUCCCUUCUAACCCACUCUGCUCUGUCUUCCCCUACUGCGCUCUCAAGACCAGAGACCCAACAGCAGUGAUCUCAGGGCAGACGCCCUCCACCCCAGUCCCGAGACCCUUUUCUCAGGACCUCUGUAGGCAGCAGAGAGAGAGGACAGAGGGGUAAGAUGAGGGGUUGAGGGAAGGUUCUUCAUGAACCAUACUUUGGGCUUAGCAUUUCUCAGGAAGAACUAUGGCCCAGAAACAACAGGGGAAACUAGAGUUCAGUCUGACAGUCCUUGGGGUUAAGUCUCCUGUCUUAUAGUCCAGAAAAUCCUGUUUCUCCUUAGUUGCCUGGAAACUGCUCCCAUCAUUCCUUCUGGCCCCUGCUGAAUGCAGGGAAUGCAAUCCUUCCCUGCUCUAGCAGUGGCUCUGAUGUAGAAAGAUCCUUUGGAUGCUGGAAGUGUCCAUGAAGAGCUUGUGUCCUGUCCUUUCUUGCAGAUUAUUUCCCCUCUUCUGCUAAUACCUCUUACUUUGCUUGAGAAUCCUCUCCUCUCUUACUAAUUUCAGUCUUGGUGGUUCUAUCAGGGUUGCAUUCUGGCCAAGGGGUGGGCCUGUGAAUCAAUCCUGGGCAAUCAGACACCCUCUCCUUAAAAACUGGCCCAUGGAGACUGAGGUCACUGACUCUGAUUCAUCCCCACAGCUGGCUCUGACAAGAUGGUCCAUUUGUUUCUGCUUCUGAGAUCCCCAGGGCAGCCUGGAUCCCUGCCCUUCUCAAGACUUUAGCUUUUCCUUCCAUCUGGUGGCCUAUUCCAGGAAUUCCUCUUUUGCUUAAAUCAGUUGGAGUUUGUGUCUGUUGCUUGUAAUCAAGCCUUUAUGGCUGCUGGGCUGAGUGACACAAGCACUUUAAUGGCCUGGAGGGACUUUUAAUCAGUGAAGAUGCAAUUAGAUGAGUGUUUUGGAAAGAGCACCCUCGGGAAGGGUGGACAACAGAGCAGAGCAGGAUGGACAGGAAGCUGGCAGAACUGAGGAGGCUACAGCUGUGGUCCAACCAGGAGCUGACAGCAGCUGGGGCUAGGGGAAGGGCUUUGGGGAUGGAAGAAUGGGAUGGGUUCCAGAGUAUUCCUCUCUUGAAUGCAGGUGCCUAGAUUAGGUAGACUUUGCUUAGCAUGGACAACUGCACACGAAAGUUUUGCAAAGGGAAACAGGCUAAAUGCACCAAAAAGACUUCUUUAGAGUGAAUAAUCUUAAUGCUUGUAAUUUGAACAUUUGUUCCUGGAGUUUUGAUUUGGUGGAUGUGAUGGUUGGUUUUAUUUGUCAGUUUGGCUGGGCUAUAGCACCCAGUUAUUUAAUCAAACAUUAAUCUAGGUGUGGCUGUGAAGGUAUUUUGUAGAUGUGAUUAACAUCUACAAUCAGUUGACUUUAAGUAAAAGAGUACUUAAAUAAUUUGGGUGAGCCGCACCUAAUUAGUUGAAAGACCUUAAGAAUAAAAACUGCAGUUUUGUGGAAAAGAAGAAACUUUGCCUCAAGGCUAUAGCCAUCAACUCCUGCCUGAGUUUCCAGCCUGCUAGUCUGCCCUAUGGAUUUCAGGUUUGCCAACCCCAACAAUUGUGUGAAUUAAUUUCUAAAAAUAAAGCUAUAUACAGCCA